AUGGCCAUCAAAGAUGAGGAGGAGCAGCCGCUGCACAUCCUCUUCUUCCCGUUCCUCGCGCCGGGGCCCCUCAUCCCGAUCGUCGACAUAGCCGCGCUCUUCGCCGCCCGAGGCGUCAACAAACCAUGUCCUCACCACCCGGUGAACGCCCAAGUCAUCCGCUCGGCAGUGGACCGCGCCAACGACUCCUCCCGCGGCACCGAGGGCGCCCUGGCCAUCGACAUCGCCGUCGUGCCCUUCCUCGACGUCGGGCUGCCCCCCGGCGUCGAGUGCGCCCCGGCCCUUAAUUCGGCGGCCGACCGCGAAAAGUUCUUCCACGGGGCCCGGUUACUCCUCCGCGAGCCGUUCGACCGGUUCUUGGUGGAGAAUCGCCCCGACGCCGUCGUGACCGACAGCUUCUUCGACUGGUCCGCCGAUGCCGCCGCGGAGCACGGCGUCCCGCGGAUAGCGUUCCUCGGCAGCAGCUUGUUCUCCCGGGCCUGCAGCGAAACUACGGUGCGCAACAACCCCGUGGAGGCCGCCCCCGACGACCCGGACGCGCUCGUGCUGCUUCCGGGGUUGCCGCACCGCGUCGAGCUGAGGCGCAGCCAGAUGACGGAGCCCAAGAAGCGGCCGGAGCACUGGGCCUUCUUCCAGCGCAUGAACGCCGCGGACCAGAGGAGCUACGGCGAGGUGUUCAACAGCUUCCACGAGCUGGAGCCGGACUACUUGGAGCACUACACCACGACGCUCGGGCGCCGCGUAUGGCUCGUCGGGCCGGUCGCGCUUGCCAGCAAGGACGCGGCGACGAGGGGCGCCAGCAACGGGCCCUCGCCGGACGCGGACGGCUGCCAGCAGUGGCUCGACACCAAGCCGGAGGGCUCGGUGGUGUACGUGUCCUUCGGCACGCUGUCUCGACCUGUCCGGCAAGAACUUCGUCUGGGUCAUCGGUGA
Molecule: messenger RNA, 933 nt
Organism: Miscanthus lutarioriparius
Lineage: Eukaryota; Viridiplantae; Streptophyta; Magnoliopsida; Poales; Poaceae
Source: the annotation of a GenBank genome assembly